AUGCUCAAGUAUUUUUCGUUAUUUUUACAGAUUUGUUAGUAUUUAUUUAUAAUAGAUUUAAGUUAUAUCUAGCAAUCAAUCAAUAAUAUUGAGGUUAUUGAAGAAAAAUUGUCCUUUUAGAGGAAUACAAAUAAAAUUUAAUUGGAUGAAAACAAUAGUUAUGGUUAUUAAUUCUGGUUCAAAUUUAAUCUUUAGAAUUAGAAUACUUUUCCAGAGGUAUUAGAAAAUGAAUUUAUCACAAAUAAAUACAAUAGCUUAGAAAAUAAUAAUGGCUUUUUAAUUUUCUCUGAAUGGGAUUCACUUACAAAAUAAAAUACUGUUUUAUAUUUUUUAUAACCAUCCUUUUCAGGAAUACCUUUUUGUACUUUAAAUGUUAUAUUGUUCCUUUCAAAUUAACAAAGCAGUGUUUAUUAACAUUAUAUUAAAUUUUAGUUUUUAGAAGGAAAUUGGAUUUAUACUCAUUUAGGAUUUCAAAGAAACACAAAUUUAUUUUAAUGGUUCAUAUAUACUCCAGAGACUGAAGAGUUGUAAGAAUAUAAUUUUUAAAAUUUCGAAAAUUUUUUAGAUUUAGUUGAAACAGUAAACAUUAUUGGAGGUAGUGGAAAAUUUCUUUACUACUCCCAAAAUAUUAAUCUUAAACAUAUUUAAGGAAAAUUCUCUUCUGUCAAUUUUAGUAAAGGAAUUUUAAGUAAAGAAAUAACUUUGUCUUGGUUACAAUAGAUUUAAUAUCCUAAUUCAUGUUUAGGAAUUAAUACUGACAUUUUAUUUUAUAAUUAGUAUCUUGAUGGAACAUAGUAUUUAUCAAAUACUUUUUACUUAAAAGGAAAAAGAUUUAUAAUUCGAGGAUGGAACAAAAUAAUUAUCAAUAAGGUAUAUUUUUAAUGAUUUUAGAACUAAUAUUUUGAUUCUCAUAUAUAAAUGAUAAGAAUUACUGUAAAUAAGGAUUAUACAGAUAAUAGCUAUAUUGGAGAUAAGCUAUUUUAAUUAAUCUAUGUUCUUAAUUCAGAUUUAAAUAAACAAUCUGGAGUUAAGGCUAAUAUUUAAAGGAUUGUUCAACCCUUUUAGACACUUUACUAAAACUGGUAAAACACAUUUUUAGAUAAUUUUAUCUAUUAUGAUGAUCUAAUGUUAAAAAGAUUUUCUAAUUGGUUUUAUUUUAGUUUUGAAUAAGGAGGAUUUAAAGAAUAAUUUUUUUAACUUUUUUUCGGUUUUGAUUUUUUAAGUUUAUCAUAUGACUUUGGACAUUUUUAUAUGCCUGAAAAAACCUAUUAAUUAGCUGAUGUUGAACUUUUUAUUUUAAUUGGAGGUGAUAAAUUUUCCAGUAGAUUUUAUUAUUAAGGAUAUUUAUAAAAUAUAGAGAUUUUGACAUGCCUUACUGAGGAGUAGUUAUAUUAAUAAAUUCAUCCAUAUUAUAAUAGUAUAAAUGAAUAAAUAUUUAGAAUGUCAUGGAUAAUGUAAAACUUGUAAUGGGCCAACUGAAUAAAAUUGUUUUAGUUGUUAUGAAUAUUAGAAUAGAGAAUAUUAUAUUGGCAAAAAUAUAUGUUCUUGUAAAUUUGGUUAUUCUGAAAUUUCAAACUCUUUUAUUUGUUCUGAUAUUUAUAGUUUUCUUUAGAAAGAAAUCAAAAUAGAAAAAGCUUAAUAAGAAUGUCAAAUUAACAUUAAUUUUGAUGGUCUAUAAGUUUGUUCAAGUUGGUAUGUUAUAUUUUAUAAAUAGCCCUGAAAUAAAUUAUAAAUGUUAUGAUUGUAUUUUUAGUCCUAACACUUGGAUUUUAAAUCCUCUCUGUACUAAAGAUAUUGUAUACACUAGUUUAAGCAGUUCUUCGAUGCUAUUAAAAAAUAGAGAAUAAAAAGAUUACACUUUAUAUACUUUUGAUUUUGCCUUUGGCUUUUAAAUUUGCGAAGGAUGUGAAAAAUUAUGCGUUGAAAGUGAUCAAAAUUGUCACUAAAUUUAGGGAAGAUAACAUUUGAAUAAAAAAGUAAUUAUUAAAUGCAAAGAAAGUUUUUAUUUUUAAGAUAAUAGUUGUCAAAUGUGUAAAACUUAAUGUAAGAAAUGUAUAUCAUUAAAUAUUUGCUAAAUUUGUUAGGAUGGUUACUAUUUAAAAGAUGGAGAUUGUUUUUAAUGUCAAUAGGCAUGCUCAAAAUGUAUUCUAAAUGAUUAAUAAAAAAUAAUAUGUCUAGCUUGUAUAGAAAAUCAUGGAUUAAUUCACGAAUCUUGUAUUAAAUGUGGUUUGAAUUGUAUUAGUUGUGAACAAAGCAUACAUAAGGUGACUUCUAUUAAAUUUUUAAGAUGUUUGGUCUGUUAAGAUAAUUAAAAAUUCAUGAUAAGCUUUGAUUAAUAAAAUUGUAUUGAUAAUGCUAUUAAUAAUUGUAAAUAUGGAUUCAUCUAUUCAUCAUAGGAUAGAGCUAUAAAUACUUUAAUUUUAAAUUAAGAUUUAAUAACUGUAGAUACUGCUGUAAUUGGAUGUGCAUUAUGCAAUGAUUAUUAUGAAUACGAUAUUAAAAAUUAACUUUGUUAGUAUAAAUUUGUAGCAAAUUGCAAAUAAUCUAUUAAAGAUAUAGAUUAUGGUUUUCAAUUUUGCUUAGUAUUCACAAAUUAGAAAUUUUAUUUUAAUUACUCUCCUUCAUUCAUAUUUGUUAAUGAUUAUGAAUGUGAUAGAACACAAAUAUAAUGUGUAAAAUGUUUGUCUGUAUCUUAUUAUCAAUAUUGUCUUUUAUGUAAAACUGGUUACUAUGCUGAUUUGAAUGGAAUAUGCAGAAAAUGUCCAAAAGAUAUAAAUUGUAAAAAUUGUUUCAUUUAGUCAAAAAAAUAUAAAGAUAAUUGGAAAUCAAAUAUAAGAGCCACUUUUCAAUAUUUUUUUAAUCAUUAUAUAACUGAUUUUACAAUAUUUCGUAAACUAAAUUCAGAACCAGAUGAUGAAUAUGAAAUUUUAUGUUAUGAUUGCUGGGAAGAUUAUGAAUUCUAUAAUGGAUUAUGUAUUUAAGCAUGUGAAUGUUUUAGAUGCGUUAAAAUCAAUAAUUAAAAUAUUUGUGAAGUUAGCCCUUUCAUUUAAGAUUAUCAUUCUUUAACUAUAAUAGAUGGUAAAUAAAUAGAUUGUUCAACUUAUUGUUAAUUUUGUUAUCCAAUAACUUAUGAGGAAAUGAGAAUCAUAAAUCCUUAUUUUAAUAGCCUAAAAUUUUCUUAUUUUUCCAAUAAAUGUUUAAUACCUAAUUCAAAGUUUACUAAUUUAGUUUAUGAUUCAGAUCUUUAACAGUAUAAGAAAUGUUUUUUUCAUUCUAAUUGUUAAAUUGAAAUAUCCUUUAACUACUUCUUAAUAUGUCAAGAUAAUUUGACUAUUCAAAAAGAAGAAAAGUAAACUUUAAUAACAAUAAAUUAAUUAUUUUCUUAAAAUAGUUAUCCGAGAUUUUAAGAAUUUGAAAAUGAUAUAUUCUAUUAUUAUGCUAAUUCAUAAUUGAUAGAAAAUAUUGUUAUAGAUAUUGAAGUUUAAGAUUCUACUGAAUGUUUACUGCCAUCCUUUUCUUUAUUAAAUAAUCAAUUCUAUACAAACAUAUUUUCCAUAAAAAAUGUUAAAUUACAUAUAUUCAGCAAAUAAUCCACUAAUUUUAUUGCUAAUUAGUUAUUUAUUUAAGACUUUUCAUUCAUCUAAAUAGAUAAUGUGUAAUUUAAACCAUAUUUUUAGAAUUUAUUUAUUUUCAAGAUAGAUUCUUUAUUAAAUUAAUAAGUAUUCCUUAAUAAUCUAAAUUUUACUAAUUAAAAACAAUCAAACUAAUUUUCAAUAAUUAUGAAUAAUAUCAAAUUUAUUCAAUUCAAAAAUAUUUAUAUUAAAGAAAUUGACACUUUUUAAAACCAAGGAAUAAUAUAAAUUUCUUAAGUCAAAUCUUAAUAAAUAAUUUUUUUAAAUUUAUUUCUAAUAAAUUCUGUAAUUACGGAAACUUCUCUCAUAUCAUUAAUUAAUGUUACAUUUACUAAAAUAUAAAUUGACAGUUUAAAAAUUGAAACUUAAUUUUAUAAUUCUCGUCUUUUCAAUUAUGAAAAAUCAAAUUAAAAUGACUUUUUGAUGUCUAAAAUAUUAAUUAAUUCAAGAUUAAUUAAUUGUUAAAUAUGGUUAAAUUUUGAGAAUUAAAAUCUUAUACGAUUAAGUGAUUUACAUAUUCUUUAAUGUUAUUUAGUUAAAACUAAAUUAAUUUAAUUAAGAGACAAUACUUUAGUUUCUUAUUUUAAUGCAACUCAGAAUUAAUUAUAUGAAUAAUCAAUUCUGUUGUAUUUUCAAAAUGGUUAUUAAGUAAAUAGUACUAAUCUAUUAAUUCUAAAAAAUAUAUUAUUUUUAGAAAAUUAGUGUUAUAAUAAUUAUUGUCUACUAUUUAUAGUUCAAGAUCAUGAUUAAUCAAUAAACAAAAUUGUUUUUACUAAUUUACUUAUAUUUUUUAAUUAUAGAUUACCUGAAAAAUAAAUUGAAAAUAUUGAAGAAUAUGAAACUUUAAUUUAUUUAUCUUUAAAAUCAAUAAUUAUAGAUGAUGUAAAAUUUAUGAGAAAUUUUUAAUCUGAUAUUGAUAAUUAAAUUCCCAUAAAUUAAAUGUAAAUUAAUAAUAUAAUUGCACUUAAGAUAACCUCUAUAAAAAUACUUGAAAUUAAUCAACCGAAUGUUUCUUUUUUGUAUCAAUUAUAUAAAUGUUCUAAAUUAAAAUAGACAGCUAUAACUAAUAAACCUAUUAUAAUAAUUUAAAAAUUUUAGAAUCUUGAAUUGAAUUCUAUUGAUAUUUCUAAUGUCAUUAAUUUUAAUUCACCAAUUAUUAAAAUUUAAUCAUAAAAGUCAGCGUUGAUAUAAUAAGAUGAGUAGAUUCUUAUUUAAAAUUUAAAUUUUACUUAAAAUUUAUUAUUAACUACUUAGUAUUUUUACUCAAAAUCUAUUUUAGAAAUUUCAAGUGAAUAAAAAUAAACUAUCAAAUUAUAAAAUUUUAUAUCAUAAUUUAAUAUUCUCCAUGAAUAUAUUUAAGAUUAUAGUAUAUCAUCUGCUAAUUUAUUGCUAAUAGAAUCUUCACAAAGUGAUAUUUUAAUGUAAAAUUUAUAUUUUAUAAGCAAUAUUGUGAUAAAUUCUAGUAACACAUAACUCAUAAUUUACUCUAAUACUUUGUAAAUGAUUAAUUCAACAAUUUUAAAACAUAAUUUAAUGGAUGAAACAAUGAUUUAUUUAAUUUUAAGCAAAUAGUAUGUUUUUGAUGUUUCUGUCUAAUAUUUUGAACAACUUUAAAACUAUUUCCCAAUUAUAUCUUAAACAGGCGUUGGACAAUUUCAUUUUAAAAAUCUAAAUAUUUAAAAUGCUAUUAUAAACUAGACAUUGGGAUACAAAGGUAGUGUAUUUUAAUUUUAUCCUAAAAAUGGAGGAACAAUAUAAAUAAAUUAAUCAAACUUUUUUAAUAUAAAUUCAUAAUUUUUACUAUUUGAAACAAAAGGAGGAUGUUUCUACAUCUUACUACCUUCAUUUAAAAUUAAUAUUUUAAUUAACAAUUGCAUUUUUUAAAAUGUAUAUACAUAAAAUUAAGGAGGCAUAAUUUAUAUAGAGUCAGUAAUUGAUCAUCUUGUCAAUUUAGAAAUAAUUAAUGUUUUUAUUCAUAAUAUAUUUUGUUUAACAGGUUCUAUCAUUUUUUUAAAAUAAAAUAAAGUAGAUUUGAAUACUGUUAGUAAUUUGGUUUUAUAACAUGUUUAGAUUUUUUAAGAAAAGGAAUAUUUUAUGAACUAUUUAUCUUAAUUUAAAUUGAUAUCUGAUGAUUUAUCUAAUCAAUUUUUUUCAAAAAGAAGUCUUAUUUAUGCAACUUAUUCUAAUAUUUCUUUGUUUAAUUUUACUGUUUAAGAUAUAUUUUAAGAAAAAGUUUUAUAAUGUAGUUAAUGUCAAUAAAUCUUAAUUAAGGAUUUAUUUAUUCAUAAAGGUAUAAAUAGUUUUUCCUUAGUCUAAAUAAUAUCUAAUCAAAAUUAAAUUAGCAUUUUAUUUUCUAAUGUUUAAUUCCUUAAUAUAAUAAAUGAAAUUGAUUAUCAAACAAAUUUAAUUUGUAAUUUAAAAAAUGAUUUUCCAAAGUUUGACUUAAAUUGUUUUACAAAUGACUAAAAGGAAGAUGGUAAUUUAAUGAAUAAUUUAAUAUUUUAUUAUGAUGAUUCUUAUUUAAAAACCUUAAGAAGAUGCAAUUUUAAUAAAAUUAUUUAACAAAUAUAAAAUGAAUAAUCCCUGAUACAAAUAUCAUCUCAAGCAUAAAUAUAAUUAAUAAAAUUAGAAAAUUGUUUGUUUUAGAAAAUUUAAAGUCAGAAUGCAAUUAUUCGAAUUAUCACAAAAGCUAUUUAUUCCAAUUAUAUAAAAUUUAAAUAAAUUCAUAUAUCUGAUAAUUAAUGUGGAUACUUUGGAUGUAUAAGAAUGGAAUCUAAUGAAAAUUAUUAAAACAGAUUACUGUAAAAUAAUUAACAAAAAGAAUUUGAAAUUUUUGGAGCAGAAAUUAAAAUAGAUUAAAUGUUUUGUUUUAAAAAUAAUGCUUUAAAUGGUGUUUGUUUAAACAUCGAAAAUUUAUCGAUACAUAUUAUUGAUUCUCUUUUUUUUAAUAAUACAGCUUCUGAAUAUGGAGGAAGCAUAUAUUUUUCCUCAAUUAAAUCUGAUUAAUAAUUACUUUUUAAAUUUUGUUAAUUUUAUUAGAAUUAAGCUGAAAUAGCAGGUGCUAUUUAUUCCAAUAGUAUAAUUAAUAGCAAAUGGAUUAAGGAAUAUAAUUAUUUCGAUAAAAAUCGCUGUAAACUAUAUGGUUCUUCUAUUGUUUAACCUCCAAUAAAAUUAGGGAUCACUUUUGAUAAUUAUGAAACUAUCUUUUAUCCUAUAACGAUAUAUGAGAAAGAAAAUUUAAAAGUAGAUUAAAUUGAAUUUAAUAAAAACCCUUUACAAAAUUAUUAUAAUUUACCUAGUGGAUGCGAAUUAAAUAAAUAUUAAACUGUAACUGAGGAUAAUUUAUAUAUUAAUAAUCAAAUUACUUUUCGUUUAAUGGGAUUCGAUUCAAAUGAUGAAAUUAUGAAAAAUUUAAUUGGUUCAUCAUGUAUCAUUUAUGAUAGAGUUGUUGAUCUGCAAAAAGAAUAAACAUAAUUAUAAUUAUCUGAACUUUUUUAGUCUGCAGUUAAUAUUAAAUCUAUUUAAUUUAAUAAUGUUUCAAAAGAUUAUAAUUUGGACACUAUCAUACUAAAUAGUAAAACACUCAAUAAUAGUAUAAAUUCUGUCACAUAGUUGAUUUUUUUUUGUCCAGGCAUAAAAAGUAAAUUUUAUUACAUAAUUUUAGCUUAAAAAAUUAAUUAAAAUUAUCCUUAUGAAAUAAUUUGGACAUAAGAAUAAUAUUUUUUAUAAAUAAAUAUAAUAACACUUGAUUGUUAAUUAGGAGAGAUUAAAAAUUAAUUAACAGGAACAUGUUAAUAAUGUGAUGCUUCUUAAGGCUAUUAUUCAGUAGUACUUAAUCAAAAUUUAUGUGAUGUUUAAGAUGACAAAACAACUGCUGAAGUUAAAUCUGCUUCACUUAAACUCCUUUCUGUAUAAUAAUUAAAAUAUUUAAUAGGGUUAAUGGAGACCUGAAUAUAAUAAUAGAUAUAUCACUUAAUGUUCAAAUAAAAUAGAAAAUUGUAAAGGAGGUUGGGAUGUCGGAUAUGAUUCAUGUGAAACUGGAUAUUUUGGUGCUCUUUGUGAAUAAUGUGAUAUUUAUAAUAGAAGAGGAUAAGGUAAAUAUUCAAAUACUGAAUCUUAUUAAUGUGGAGAAUGUUAACCAGAUUAUUAAUCUGUUCUUUAUGCAAUUUUAUUAAAUCUAUGGUAUUUGUUUUUAUUUAAUUAAGGAAUUUGUUUUCUAUUAUAUUCUCUGUCAAGAGUGCUUAAACUUCAAUCAUGAAUUAAGUAAACAAAAAAAAUCAAAUAGCAGUAAGUACAUUUCUAAAAAUAUUUAUUAACUAUUUUUAAUUAUUAUUUGUAGUGUCAACAUUUUAAUUACCAAUUCCUUAUUAGAUUACAAUACUAUUAGGAUUUAUGGGAAAUCCAGUUAGAGUAAUUUCUUAUUCAUUAGAUUGCUCUUUAGUAGACAAAAUUGAAAUAGACAUCAUUUAUCUUAGAAUGAUUUAGUAGAUCUUAUACCCUUUUAUUUAUCUUUUUAUUAUGUCAACAGCCUAUAUAAUUUAUACAGUAUACCAAAAGAUUAAAAUCAACUUUAGCUAUUUUUAUAUAGCCAUAUCAUAUUUAGUUUUAUAUUACAGCCCCUAAAUAUUGAGUAGUUUAAUAAACAUUAUGUCUUUUAGAAGUAUCUCUAAUAUUAGUUGGGUCUAAGCUGAUGUAUCAUUUCAAUAUGAAACAAAUACUCAUUAUUAAUGGAUUUAUAUUUUAUGUGUUCCAUUGAUUAUAUUUUUAUUAUUUUCAGUCAGUAGUCUAUUUUUCUUACUUUUCAAUAAGAGACACAAUUUAAAAAAGAUUAAAUCUCUCUUGUAUUUGGGAUACUUAUAUUUAGAAUAUAAUACUAGCUCUUAUUUUUGGGAGUUUGUUAAAUUAGUUCUAAAAAUUUUGAUUGGAUUUGUUCUAACAUUUUUAUAGGAAAGAAUUAUAAUUAAAGGUUGCAUUUGCCUUUUGAUUCUUGCAUUAUAUAAAUCCUUUCUGACUAAAUUCAAACCAUAUAAGUUGAGAAAUAUAAAUAUAAUAGAUUAAUAAGCUUCAUUUAUUUGUUUAGUAUCCAUUUUAUUUGGAUUGAUGUUAAGAUUAGCAGCUGAAAUAUAAUUGAAUUUCUUUCCUUAAAUUAUUUAUAUAUUUUUGGCUACUCUUAACAUAGCCUUCACAUUAUACUUAAUUAAAUUAAUUCUAUAAUCAUAUAUAAGACAAUAUGUAGAAUAAUUAGAUGAAUUAAAAUAAUUUAUAAAAAGAACAUUUCCAAUAUUAUAAAAGUACAAAUUGUGUAGGUAAAUAUUAUAAGAAUCUUCUACUGUUAGGAAUAAUGCAAAAUUAAAUUUUAAAAAAAUAACUCAAAGUAUUAUAUAGAAAAGUUAAUUAUUUAAUAAAUCUAAAUUAAUUUCAAAGUAGUAAUAAUAAGUAAUAUCUUUGGAAUCUAAAAUUUAAUAGUAACCAAAUGAUGAUUAAAUCAAGACAAGUAUACAACUUCUUUAAAAAAUGGAUUUAAAAAGAACUUUUUUUAAUAAAUAAAACUUAUAGAAUAUGUAAAAUGAUGAAAAUUGA
Molecule: messenger RNA, 9212 nt
Organism: Paramecium sonneborni
Lineage: Eukaryota; Ciliophora; Oligohymenophorea; Peniculida; Parameciidae
Source: the annotation of a GenBank genome assembly